UAUUUCUGAUUCUGAUGUUCUAAAGGACAACCUGUGUGUGUGUUUGUGUGUGUGUGUGGUAUCCUUUGGGUCAAUGUUUAGGACACACCCCCAAAGGUUUUCUUCGAACCUCGCUCAGUCAGUCAAGGGAUUUUAUUGUCGGAGUCCACUGCAAGCUCACGGACUGAGAGACCAUGAUUCAAGAAACAGCCAGAGGGGCCCCUGGUGGAGACCCCAAGCCAGAUAACGGGAUUCCUGGGGAAAGGGUUCAGCAGAGGGGGAAAUGGGCCAGCAAAUCUGAGUUCUUAUUCUCCAUGGCUGGAGAAAUCAUUGGCCUGGGAAAUGUAUGGCGUUUUCCAUAUCUGUGCUACAAGAAUGGAGGAGGUGUCUUUUUCAUCCCUUACUUUGUGUUCCUCUUCUUCUGUGGUAUCCCUGUGUUCUUCCUGGAGACGGCGUUGGGCCAGUAUACCAGUGAAGGCGGGGUGACCGCCUGGAGGAAGAUAUGCCCCAUGUUUGAGGGGUUGGGGAUAGCAUCCCAAGUGAUUGUGGUCUAUCUGAAUAUCUACUACAUCGUGGUGUUGGCCUGGGCUAUCUUUUACCUGUGUAACUCGUUCCAAAGCCCACUGCCUUGGUCCACAUGUGACAACUGGUGGAACACUGAGUCAUGUCACAGUACCCUAUCCAUAUUUGCCAACCCCCAUUUGUUUAAACUUGACUCCAACUGGUCAUUCCUAAACAACUACACCACAUCUGACUACUCUGAGAACCUCACUUUUCUGAAUGACACAGACCCUUUGCUGAUGACCAAGUUACCUGAAGAGGAGUUCUGGAAGCACCGUGUGUUAAGAAUAUCAGAUGACAUGAACCUGUCUAAGAUACACUGGGAUUUGGCUCUGUGUCUCUUGCUUGCCUGGGUUAUAUGUUACCUCUGUAUCUGGAAGGGAAUCAAAGUCACAGGAAAGGUGGUGUACUUCACUGCCUCAUUUCCCUACCUGAUGCUCAUCAUUCUCUUCAUCCGUGGAGUGACGCUCCCAGGAGCGGGGGAAGGACUGAGAUAUUACCUCACCCCUAACUUCAGCAAGAUCGCUGAACCACUGGUAUGGUCUGAUGCAGGGACUCAGGUGUUUUUCUCCUACGCUGUGUGUCAGGGAGUACUGACUGCUCUGGGAAGCUACAACAAAUACAACAACAACUGCUACAGGGAUUGCUUGGCACUGUGUUGUCUGAACAGUGCCACCAGUAUCUUUGCUGGUUUUGUGGUGUUCUCAGUGCUGGGAUUCAUGGCUCAUGAACUUGACUUGCCUUUGAGUGAAGUUGCCAGUGCUGGUCCUGGUCUGGCCUUCAUGACCUAUCCAAAGGCUCUGUCGUUGCUGCCUGGCUCGUCCUUCUGGACUGUGCUAUUCUUCCUCAUGAUCCUCUUCUUGGGUCUGGACAGUCAGUUUGUGUGUGUGGAGAGCCUGGCCACAGCCCUCACAGACAUGUUUCCACAUUACCUGAGGAGACCGCACGCCAGAGAGAAACUGACCCUAGUCAUCGCUGUCGUCUGUUUUCUACUGGGGCUGCCCCUCAUCAGUGAGGGAGGGAUAGUGCUCUUUAACCUGAUAGACACCUACGGUCCUAGUGGAAUCAGUCUCCUGAUCAUUGCCUGUACAGAGACCAUUGUGGUUGGCUGGGUCUACGGUGCGGACCGUUUCUAUGACAACAUUGAAGACAUGCUUGGGUACAGACCGUUCCCCAUGCUGAAAUACUGCUGGAUGUUCAUCACGCCGCUCAUCUGUGUAAUCACACUGUUAUAUAACCUGUCACAAGAACAUUUCUUCAUGGUGUAUGAUUAUGUACCUGGUCCCUGGGUUUCCACAAUAGGCAGUCUUCUUAUCAUAACUCCACUGAUAUGCAUCCCAGCAUUCAUUUUGGUCUCACUAUAUAAGGAUCUUAACAACAUGACUACAUCAUCCAGUGAUCUGCGUCAGGUUCGACCACACAAGCCAAUCCUCACACUGUGUAAACGCGUCAUCUUUGGGCCACAGAGGCAGCCAAAAACGAGUGUGGACAAAAGAGAUGAGAAGAUGAUGAUGGAGGUUUGAUGGUCAUUGAAGCAAAUUAUGGUGCAUAAAUGGUCUCAUUGAAUUGUAACAUGACAACAAAAACACACUUUUUAAAUCAGAUGCAAAGUUUUAUAAAAGUUAGGGUCAUGUUUUUUUGUUGUUGUUACAUAAGACUUUACUCUGUUUACUUCUUUUAUAAUGAAUAAUGAUGUGAGCGUCACAUAUGAUGUGAGCGUCAUAUUAUGUGCCUGUACACCUAUAAUCCUACAUUUGCCUUUAAAAGUACUCCACAGAUUUAGCACUGGUGAUGGGCAGUUAAAAAAAAAUAUCACAAUCAUUUUGUAAUUUUGUAGGAGAUUGAGGAGGAGUAGGGGAGAGAAAGAGAAAGCGAGCUUUAACCAAGCCUUUAUUGUCCAGGUUUUCAUUUGCAAUAAAGAAAAACACAAGGAUGGAAAAUUUUAAAAAUACACACCACCACACCAUCCAAUGCAUACCCCCUCUGUGUUUAAAAACACAGAACAUAUGGGAAUACAUUUACAUGUAUAUAUUUAC
This is a messenger RNA of Morone saxatilis (striped sea-bass), 2576 nucleotides long. RefSeq names its product sodium- and chloride-dependent betaine transporter-like. Lineage: Eukaryota; Metazoa; Chordata; Actinopteri; Moronidae. The record is from RefSeq and is a predicted model, not a curated record. Gene Ontology annotation, biological process: sodium ion transmembrane transport. Gene Ontology annotation, cellular component: membrane.